AUGGGUAAUUUAACAAGUAAAUUAUUUUUAAACGAUGAAGAAGUUAACAGCAAAUCGAAAUUAUCAACUCAAAUUAAAAUGGGCACACUUGAAAAAAAUCAAGAAAAACAUCAAUGUACUCCGAUCAUGACAAGGAAAGAAUUAUCAGCUGAUCCACGAUCUGCAUCUGCUGGCAUAGUAAGAACUCCAAUCGAGGUUGAUAUAACACCUACCGGUGUAUCUAGACGGGUAGCAAAGGCGAUACCUAAAUAUUUACAACCUAAACAAUAUCUUGAAACUGAUAUUGAUAGUGUUGUUCCAGCAUUAUCAUCAGCACAUACAACUUUGGAUCCUCGAUCACCCAAUGUUCCUUGUACACGGACACCUAUCAUGGUUAAACAUGUGCCAGAAUACUUGACUCCUGUUGUAAAGAUAAAAGAAGCGCCGGCAAUGGAUACACCACAGAUGCUUACUCACAAACUUGACCCACGUUCUCCAGCCGCUGAUUUUGACAGAACGCCAAUUUUAAAGCCUAAAUCGCCGAAACGAAAUGGGCCUCAUGAAAAUAAAAAUAAUUCAAUGGAAUGUACUAUCGAAGUAUUAAAUCCACAAUUGGCUUAUUGUGAAACUACCACUGAUUUCAAUAUAUCGGAAAUUCAAGUUCUGCCGGAUAUUGUCUCUCAACAACCAUCGGAUUUGAAAAAACGUUUAGACCUACAUGAUGAAUUCAACACCAGCAUCGACGAUUGUCUGUUUGCUAAAUGUAGCUCCGAUGAAAGUGAUUCGGAUGGUCAGUUAACUGUUAUUCCUAACUUAAAAGCUAUGAAGACAGAUGAAAAAUUAUCGUCUACUCAUGAGAUUAUGAAUAAGGAAUUAACCAGUGCUAAUGAAGAAAUAAAGACAGUGAAAGAAGAUUUAGAGAUAAUUACUAAUAUUUCAACUUUGAUUAAUAAAAGAACAAAGGUCGAUACUGAAGAAAAAAUACGUAUUUGGAGAGAUUCAAUAUCGCCAGAUCUUUUCGAAGAGCCUAAGUCCAAGAUUAUGACAUCUAAACCGGAAGAAAUUAUCAUUGAGUUUAAUCAAGAUCAAUCAAUCUCUAAACCUGAAAAGACUAGUAAUGUUUUAUUGGAAAAAACCAACGAAAACACAAUUGGUAAGGAACCUGCUAUCAAGAAAAAGAAGACAGCACACAAACCUAAGGGAAUAAUUAAUGAUAAAAAGUCAUCGAAUUUGACGGGAGGACGCACACCAUUAAGUAAUCGUUCUAAUAGUCAUAAAUCUGAAAUUCAAAGUAAAUCGCCUCAACAAAUAUUUAGAAGUAAAGCUUUUUCAGUUAAACCAUAUCAACAAGAAAAUACACCACCUCGCAGUAAAAAUUUAAAUUCGAAAAUUAAAUCUAGUAAUGCACAGUGGGAUUUAGAUAAGACUGUUAUUAUAUAA
Cotesia congregata is the source of this 1419-nucleotide messenger RNA. The record is from the annotation of a GenBank genome assembly. Lineage: Eukaryota; Metazoa; Arthropoda; Insecta; Hymenoptera; Braconidae.